Messenger RNA from Drosophila bipectinata, 1427 nucleotides. Its product is annotated as protein mab-21-like. The record is from RefSeq and is a predicted model, not a curated record. Lineage: Eukaryota; Metazoa; Arthropoda; Insecta; Diptera; Drosophilidae.
CGUUGCUCGCUGGCCGCUGCACGUUGAAAAGAAGAGUUCGAAGAGUUGCAACUACCGAAUUUCGCAUAAUUGGCAUUAAGACAAAAGUGAGGCCGUGCCCUUUGUUGUUUACCGCCAGACCGAGUGUCGCCUUUUUCGAAACCGAGAUACAGAUACAGGAGGGCGAGCCAAAAGAUACAGAUACAAGCACAGGCACAGUCACAGAUACAGAUACGAGAAUGUUAGUGCCGCCGGAUAUGAUGGCCGCGCAGACGCGGAUGAUCUAUCAAAUGAAUCGAUUCUGCGCCGAAAGGGUCCAGGCCAGGAUGUUCAAGACGGCCACCGCCAUCCGCGAGAUCUGUAAGAUCGUCCAGGACAUCCUCAAGGAGGUGGAGCUGCAGGAGCCGCGCUUCAUCUCCAGCCUGGUGGAGUGUAAUGGAAGAUUUGAGGGCGUGGAGGUGAUAUCCCCCAACGAGUUUGAGAUAGUCUUGUAUCUCAACCAGAUGGGCGUCUUUAACUUCGUGGAUGAUGGCACCCUGCCAGGAUGUGCUGUCCUGAAACUCAGCGAUGGCCGCAAGCGAUCGAUGUCCCUGUGGGUGGAGUUCAUCACAGCGAGUGGCUAUCUGUCCUCUCGGAAGAUCCGUGCCCGUUUCCAGACUUUGGUGGCCCAGGCCUGCGACAAGAGCGUCUACCGGGAUCUGGUCAAGAUGGUGGGAGACACCAGCGAAGUGAAGCUCCGGAUACGGGAGCGUUUUGUGGUCCAGAUCACGCCGGCCUUUAAGUGCUCGGGCAUCUGGCCGCGUUCUGCCGCCCACUGGCCAGUGCCCCAUCUCCCCUGGCCGCAUCCCAAUAUCGUGGCCGAGGUCAAGACCGAAGGAUUUGAUCUUCUGUCCAAGGAGAGCGUUAUCCUUCAGAGCAAGAACAACAAUAAUGCCGCCAGCAUGGAGGGAGAUGCCUGGGUUCUCAGUUUCUUCGAGGCGGAGAAUCGUCUUCUGCAAGGUGGGUGUCGUCGUCGCUGUUUGAGCAUGCUUAAGACCCUGAGGGAUCGGCAUUUGGAGCUGCCCGGCAAUCCCAUCAGUUCCUAUCACUUGAAGAAUCUCCUCCUCUACGAGUGCGAGAAGCAUCCGCGGGACUUUGAGUGGGACGAGAGCUGCAUUGCCGACAGGAUCAAUGGCAUAUUCCUGCAGUUGAUAUCCUGCCUCCAGUAUCGACGAUGUCCGCACUAUUUCCUUCCGGGCCUGGACAUGUUUAAGGGAAAAUCCCCCAGUGCUUUGGAAAAUGCCGCCAAACAAGUCUGGCGACUCACCCGGGAAAUGCUCACUAAUGCCAAUGCUUUUGAAAAGCUCUAAGGGGUUAAGGAGUGAAGGGUUAAAAGUGCACAGGAUUGGGUACAGGAGAGUGGGUUAAAGAUAUAUGAUGGUAAGAUUUUGAAGAUGGCUAAGAUUUAC